This is a messenger RNA of Anoplophora glabripennis (Asian longhorned beetle), 872 nucleotides long. RefSeq names its product probable U3 small nucleolar RNA-associated protein 11. Gene Ontology annotation, biological process: rRNA processing. NCBI's taxonomy places the organism in Eukaryota, Metazoa, Arthropoda, Insecta, Coleoptera, Cerambycidae. Gene Ontology annotation, cellular component: nucleolus; small-subunit processome. The transcript has a single exon. The record is from RefSeq and is a predicted model, not a curated record. Bases 92 to 799 code for a protein of 235 amino acids.
GCAGAAGAAGAGUUAUUAAUUGAGGUUAUAUUCAACUCAAAUCAGUAAAACAGGUUUGUGAAAAAAAAGGAUAAAACGGUUAAGCGUAAAAAUGUCUGUGUGGAAAAAAGCAGCCAAAGCGCAUCAAAAGACUCAUAGAGAACGGCACCAACCGGAAGAGAGGAAACAUUUGGGUAUUUUAGAAAAGAAAAAGGAUUACGUCUUACGAGCAAAAGAUUACAAUGAAAAGAAGGCUACGUUGAAGCUUUUACGCAAAAGAGCUUUAAAUAAGAACCCUGACGAAUUUUACCACCACAUGAUAAACUCGAAAACUGAAAAUGGAACGCAUUUUGAGAAAGAAACCGAACCUGAAGAUACACCAGCACAAAUUCAGCUGAUGCGAACUCAAGAUUUAAAGUAUAUAACUACAAAACGCACACAAGAACUUAAGAAAAUUGAGAAAUUACAGGCGCAGUUAUCCCUUUCUAGUGUUGAAUUGCAACCCAAGAAUAAACAUAUAUUUUUUGAUAAAAGGAAGAAAGAAGAAUCAGAACAAAGAAAAUUGCAGUUUCUAGCAGAGAAAGAGUUGCCGGAUAUAGAUGUUGAUACAUUAGUUAAAUCAGCACAGAAAAGCAAAAAUCUUUAUAAAGAACUAGGAAACAGAAUAAAUAGGGAACGAGAAUUAUCAAUAAUACAACAAAAAAUUGAAAUUUCUAAGGCUGUAGAGAAUAAAAAGAGCAUUCUACCCCCUAAAAAAGUCAAGAAAGGUACCAAGGAUCGUGCUCCAGUGUAUGUGUGGAAAUACGAAAGAAAAAAGUAAAAUACUUAUUCAAGUUUUAUGUUUUAAAAAUGUUAAUUUAAAUGUUGUGUUAAUACAGAAUCAUCUUUUUCCA